AUGCUCUGGAGCGCGCGCUGUGUCAAGAGCAGAAGGGAUGAAUGGUGGGCGCCGUCUUUGACGUCGGCAGUCCUCACCAUGUUCGCGCACCUCGCAGCCAUUCUGUCUCUCGCACUGAUGUUCGCCUCUGGCGUGUCGGCCGUGCCUUGCGCCGUCUGCCCAUCCAGCAUCGUUUUCCGCGGCGUCGUUCGCACCCUGACGACUGUCCGCCAGGACAGCGGCAACACCGUCCAAUGCAGCUUUAACACUCCGCCCAUCGCCGGAUUCUCGCCGGCCUGUGUUUUUACGAACUCGUUCGGAACUUUGACGUUCGACAACACGGGUGGAUCGUGCCCCAGUACGACUACACUCACGACCAAGUCAUCAUGCUGAGCACAUUGGGCUCUGAUCUGGAUGCCAUGCAUAGCCCUGAAAUGUACUGCCUGCUUUUUUGAAUCAAGAGGGGAAUGGUGUGAACCAUCGUUUUUUACGUCCCAUCUUCGAUCCAGUGUUUUACGAUUAUCUUCUCAAC
Molecule: messenger RNA, 511 nt
Organism: Mycena citricolor
Lineage: Eukaryota; Fungi; Basidiomycota; Agaricomycetes; Agaricales; Mycenaceae
Source: the annotation of a GenBank genome assembly